Messenger RNA from Argentina anserina (silverweed cinquefoil), 907 nucleotides. RefSeq names its product NADPH-dependent pterin aldehyde reductase. Gene Ontology annotation, biological process: folic acid-containing compound metabolic process. NCBI's taxonomy places the organism in Eukaryota, Viridiplantae, Streptophyta, Magnoliopsida, Rosales, Rosaceae. Gene Ontology annotation, molecular function: oxidoreductase activity, acting on the CH-OH group of donors, NAD or NADP as acceptor. Gene Ontology annotation, cellular component: cytosol. The record is from RefSeq and is a predicted model, not a curated record. The transcript has 3 exons.
AUGGAUUGGGCCGAGAAGAGAGAAGAGAGGCAUAACGUGGUGCCUACCAAAGCAGCCAAUGCCGGUCGGACCGUUCUUAUAACCGGAGUUAGCAAAGGCCUUGGCCGCGCACUCGCCGUCGAGAUGGCCAAAAGGGGCCACACCAUUAUCGGCUGCUCCCGUUCUCAGGAUAAGCUCAUUUCCCUCCAGUCCGAACUCUCCUCCGACAACCACCUCUUCCUCCCCGCCGACGUCGUCCGUACUCUCUCCUCCUCCUCCCUCAAGGAGCUGGCUCGUGUUGUGAUGGAGAAGAAGGGCGUCCCCGACAUCGUGGUCAACAACGCCGGAGUCAUUAACAGCAACAACAGGCUCUGGGAGGUUCCGGCCGAGCAGUUCGACAGCGUCGUUGACACCAAUGUCAAGGGCGUCGCCAACGUCUUGCGCCACUUCAUUCCUCUGAUGCUCAAGCGGGACCCGGCUCCGGCCACCGGAAUCAUUGUCAACAUGUCCUCCGGCUGGGGCAGAUCCGGCGCCGCUCACGUGGCGCCUUACUGCGCCUCGAAAUGGGCCGUGGAGGGUCUGACCCGCUCGGUGGCCAAGGAGUUGCCCAAGGACAUGGGCAUUGUGGCUCUCAACCCGGGGGUGAUUCACGCUGACAUGCUUGAAUCUUGCUUCGGACCGCAGAAUAUGGAUAGUUACCCGGAGCCUCGUGUGUGAGCUGUCAAGGCUGCUACAAUGAUAUUGCAUCUCACCCCAGCUGACAAUGGUGCUUCUCUCACCGUUUGAGUAUGAGCCGGAGUCGAUCAGUGUCAGUAAUACUAAUCUCUUAUGUCACUUUGUAAUAUAUCAAUCACGGCUCUUACUAAUCAGGACUAUGAAGCUCUGCAUUUAAAUUCAAUUCUGUAGUUUAAGUUAGGAGUUGCUAAAA